Messenger RNA from Tauraco erythrolophus (red-crested turaco), 1561 nucleotides. The record is from RefSeq and is a predicted model, not a curated record. NCBI's taxonomy places the organism in Eukaryota, Metazoa, Chordata, Aves, Musophagiformes, Musophagidae.
AUGAAGAUGUCAAACCAUUUACUCCUGAGAAAACGAAGGAGAUUGUGAUGUCCCUACAGCAACCUGCAGUCUUCUGUAACAUGGUUAGCGACUGGCCAGCCCUGCACUGGAAUGUGAAAUACCUUUCCGCGGUGUUGGAUGGAAAGACAAUCCAGUUUAGGCUAGGCCUGAAGACGGUGGAUUUAGUUCCCCAGUUUGAAACCAGAUGUAGCUAUGUGGAGGCUACACUUGAAGAGUUUUUGGCUUGGAGUUGUGGGCAGCCUUCUUGUCUCUCUGGACCCUUCAGUCGUUACGAGUACUCCAAAUAUUGGGCGUAUGCUGACUACAAAUACAUUGCCAGGAUAUUUGAAGACAAGCCAGAAAUUUUCCAGGAUAUAAGGUGGUCUGACUUUGGUUUUCCUGGAAGAAGUGGAAAAGAGAGCACGUUGUGGAUUGGUUCUGAAGGAGCAAACACCCCCUGCCACUUGGACUCCUACGGCUGCAACUUAGUGUUGCAAGUACAAGGAAGAUCUUUGGGUGAACGUGCAGCAGAGACGCUCUGGAAGCCCUCAGCACUGCGCUUUGCUGCAGCCAGUCCUGCAGACUGCAGAUCGCAUCAGAAGAGAUGGCACCUCUUCCCACCUGGUGAUACCAGUUUCCUUUAUCCCACCAGGAUCCCUUAUGAGGAAUCCAGCGUAUUCAGCAAAGUCAAUGUUGCCAACCCCGAUCUGAAACGCUUUCCUGAGUUUAGGAACACAACAGCCCAUGUGGUGACACUCAGUCCAGGACAGGUCCUGCUUGUUCCAAGGCACUGGUGGCACUAUGUGGAAUCCAUUGAUCCCAUCACUGUCAGCAUAAACUCUUGGAUUGAACUGGAUGCAGAUCAUGAAGCCCGUGUAGAAGAAGCAAUAACUCGAAUGCUGGUAUGUGCCAUAAAAUCAGCAGAAAAUCCCAGUGAUGGAGAUGGCUGGCUAAAUCCCACAGAGGUUGAGGCAACAUCCCAUGAAAUCAAUCUUCAGUACCUGAAUAAAGCAGUGUCUGCGUAUUUCAGGUGUCAAAAGGCAAGUGUGUCAGAGCAGGCGUGUUCCAGCAGCACCGGUCCAGAGCAAAGGACAGGCACCUCAUGCAAGAGGAAGAAAAGGGAAGUUGGCUGUGAACCGGAGGGCUGUGGGUUACUAACCCAUGAAUUUGGCUUUUCAGCACUGAAAAGUCAGCCACAGAAAAUACCUUUUGGGCCUCAUCUUAUUCAAGUUCUACCACAGUCUCAAGACACAAGCUUGAUGGGUGCAGUUGCAGUUGAAAGUGGCAGUAGAGAUCAUCUCCGUGAAAACGAAGGAGGACAUUCUGGAAAAUUACGCUGCAUCAGGAAGCAGUUGCUAGUGAGUAAUGACUGUGAAACGCCUGCACGUCAAAUGGAUUCAGACGGCAGUCCAAAUGCCUCACAAGCAGCCCUUUCUACCAAUGAUUUGCUAGACUGCUUGGUUAAUCCGCAUGUCAUCAGUUUAGUGGCUCGGCUGCUGCUGGAGAGAACAAGAGUUUAAUGCCAGAGUGCUUUAUCAUUCCUGAAAUAAAGAAAUCAAAU